AUGUCACCGUGGACAUCUGACAUCGCCCUCCAGUUGGUGGCAUUGUGUUUAUGGAUAUUCUCCUUUAUCGUGACUUCGGCCUACAAGUCGUCCUUGAUUGCACACCUGACGAUCCCAGUCUUUCCUCCACCAAUCAACAGCUUCCAGGACUUGCUCGACUCCGACGGAGUCACAUGGGGCAGCGAUGUGCUCGAAGGGGCGGAGUUCAUGUACUUCAACUGCAGUCUGGAUCCUGUGGUCAGGGAAUUUCGAUCCAGGUCAGAGAUCGACACAUUGGACAACCAUAUGGACAAGGUCAUGAAAGGUCGCCAUGCAUACCUCGAGUCCCAAAUUUACAUGAGAGACAUCAUCGCUUCCCAGUACACGAGCAGCCUUGGCUAUACCCCUAUCCAUUUCAGUGAGACGCAGUAUCCCACCGCUGGCUACGUUUGGGGUUUCAGGAGAGGCGCCAUAUUCACGGAAGCCCUGACGAGGAUGAGGACUCGACUUAACGAAGGGGGUCUUUUUGACUAUUGGACGAAUGACAUCAUCAACACCAAAGCCUGGAAGACCAGGAGAGACAUCAAGGAAAAGGGAGGUCAGCUGAAGCUCGACGCUGCUGACUUUCGUGGAGAGGACACAGUAACCAAGGAAGUCCUAAGUCUGAACCAUUUACAAGGAUGCUUCUACAUCUUGUUCAUCGGAUAUAUCGUCGCCCUGUUGACACUGACGUUGGAAAUCUGCAUAGGACACCUCAACUAAAACUGAGGAAUAUUCUGCGUAAUAUGGCCAUCAUCCACUUAUGAACGGAUCACAAUAUUCACACAAGACACAUUCCCCACUAGAGUCGGUUUCAAACACGCUCAUGUGUAUGCAUCACCAAAACAUCAUAUCUUC
Macrobrachium nipponense is the source of this 876-nucleotide messenger RNA. RefSeq names its product ionotropic receptor 21a-like. Gene Ontology annotation, cellular component: membrane. The transcript has 4 exons. NCBI's taxonomy places the organism in Eukaryota, Metazoa, Arthropoda, Malacostraca, Decapoda, Palaemonidae. Gene Ontology annotation, molecular function: ligand-gated monoatomic ion channel activity. The record is from RefSeq and is a predicted model, not a curated record. The coding region runs from base 1 to 741 and encodes 246 amino acids.